Molecule: messenger RNA, 4166 nt
Organism: Bicyclus anynana (squinting bush brown)
Lineage: Eukaryota; Metazoa; Arthropoda; Insecta; Lepidoptera; Nymphalidae
Product: protein embryonic gonad
Exons: 3
Coding region: 254-1303 (349 amino acids)
Biological process (GO): regulation of DNA-templated transcription
Molecular function (GO): sequence-specific DNA binding; zinc ion binding; DNA-binding transcription factor activity
Source: RefSeq, a predicted model, not a curated record
CGGCGAUCGUGAAGUGCAAGAUGAGUGUACAGUCACACACGAACCACAUUCGAGUGAGCCUCGGGUCUCGAAUACGAACCGUAUCGCGUUGCGCGUACGCUAAGACGCGCGCGCUCCAUUUACGAAUUUGCGCGGCUGCGGACAUUUUCGCAACUUUUUUUUUUAAUUUAGUGUACUCUGUGUUCAAAUUUAGUGUUAAGUGGCCAUAUUAUGAAUUAAAAAAAACAGUUGAGUGAAGCAAACUUUUCAUUUUAUGAAAACUGAGGAGGUUUCGUUGUUGCCAGAUUUUCCAAACACCACGAUGAACCAGCAAUGUAAAGUGUGCGGGGAACCAGCAGCGGGAUUUCAUUUUGGAGCUUUCACGUGUGAAGGGUGCAAGUCGUUCUUCGGGCGGACGUACAAUAACCUGUCCUCGAUUUCUGAAUGCAAGAACAAUGGUGAAUGUGUCAUCAAUAAGAAAAACAGGACGGCUUGCAAGGCAUGCAGGCUACGGAAAUGUUUGCUAGUCGGCAUGUCCAAAUCGGGCUCGCGGUACGGGAGAAGAUCGAACUGGUUUAAAAUACAUUGCCUUUUACAAGAGCAGCAGCAGCAACAUAUGCAUCAAAUGCAGACAAGUAAAUCACCGCCCACGUUUAACACUUCGAUCAAUUCGCCCUUUUUACCGACGAAUAUCUUGCCGGCCGCCGCUUUAGCGGAGUAUUAUAAAAGUUCGGAAAAGAGUCCUUACACUGAAGAAGUGACGCGGCAGAGCGCAUCGCCGUCAGACUCAGGUGCGUCAUCCGCUGACCCAGAAGACGAUAAUAGCUCAAGGAGCACAAGCGGAUUGAGCAUUUUUAGACCAGCAUCGUCACCUAGCAGCGAAAAGGAUGUCCGAUUACAUGCAAUCAGAAAUCACAGUAAAGAUUUGAAAAGAAGAAAACCAUCAAUGCUGCCGUCAUCGCCGUUCGGUCCUAUGUCUGCGUCACCCAGUUACUCCCCGAGAAGUGCUCCAUUUCUACCAUCGCCACUCCAGAAUAUUAGACCAAUACCAUCAGGGAUAGCUUGGCAAAGUCGAAACGGUGGUGACUUAUUACUACAUUCCCCCGCAGUUGCGGGAGUAGCAAUUGAGCAGGAUCAACCUAUUGAUCUAUCCAUAAAAUCUACUGCCGUUUUAUUUAGAAGUCCAAAAAACGAAGAAGUCAGUGAUUCUGAACCCGAAUUGAGCAUCGAUUUAAACGAUGAUAAUGGUAAAGAUAUAAUGAAAAAUCCCCUGGAUUUGAGUCUUGUCACAAAACGCGUGGAGGAAGUCCCAAUGACUGGAUAAACGGAGUUAUUUCAAAAUUAGUAUUAAAUUAUUCGUGAUCGAUCACAGCCAUGUAUUGCAUAUUGUUAUUUAUGUGUAUACAUAUUUUGGUCUUUAUUCCUAGCUAGUUAAAGUCGUUUCAAUUUAAUUUCUAUAUUAAAAAUACUCUGCCAUACAGUAUUUAAGUAAUCCGUACAUUCCUUCCUUGUUAGAUUACCUGAUCUUACUACCAUAAUGUUAAUGUUAUUUUAUUUUUAUUUUGUAGAUAUUAGAUAUUCACCUAUUUUAAUACGAUGUAGAUGGAGUGGCAAGUGAUAAUUAUUUCGUGUCAUAUGUGCGGAUUUGAUGUUUGUCAUAGUAAUAUACUUAAUUGAAGAUUUGAAAAAGCAGUUGAAAAUAAAUUAUUGUGCCUUUAAAUGAUCUUAUGUACAAUUUUGAUCAUAUCAAAUGUAAUAAUGUAACUUUUCCAAGUCGAGGCUUAGUACUUAAAAAAUAUUUUUGUUUAAAAUAUUAUUUUGAUAAAUAUGACGCAUCAUACUACGCUGUUUUGUUAUUUUAGAAAAAAUCACAAGACAUUUUGUGCCAGUUGUAAAACUAUGCCAGUUUUUUAAUGUAUUACCAUAUUAGUUUAAUUUAGUGGGAUAACGGCCAGUCGAAUGUGAAGCUCAAAAUUGAAAAUGUACAAAUAAAUUAGAGAAUCAAUUAUUAUUGUAUGAUAUUAGAUGGUUUGCUUGAAAAAAAAUUAUCUAAGUAUUUAUUUUAGUUAUUAGGCCAGUUGAUUGAGUCAUUUUACGUAAGGACUUUUUAGGAUAUAUUAUUUUGUAUUCUUUUUUCUUAUACAGGAUGUCUUUUUAUGUUGCUCAAAUAUUAAAAAUAAAACUGAUAAUUUUAUCGUCUUUUUUCAAAACUAGGAGAUUUUUAGGAUGUAUUAGCAAAGCAGUGCGCCAGCAAAAAUAAGCCAUCCUGUAUAAAUAAUCUUGUGUUUUGCCUCGUGUUAACUGUUUCGUUGAUUGUUUUAGUUUGUUAAAGAUAUUUUAUACUUUUAUACAUUCCGUAAAAAAUUAUGCUCAAGCAGAUAAUAAUAUACCUGAAAAAUAUUGCUUUAGUGUUCACAAUACGCAUAAAUUCCUCAUUACAAUAUUUUUCUAAGCGUCUAGUUUUGUCUUUGCACGACACUUAUAUGUUUAACUUGUAAUGAACGCCAUUGACGAACAAUUAUUCUCACGUUUCUGCAGCGCCCACGACUAUAACUGAUCAGCAUGACGGCUCGACUUAUGAAACGUCUUCGCUGCCGUUUGUGCUUCGAAAACGUGAGUAUAAUUGACCGUCAACGGCUGACUUAGAUAGAGUAAAACUUUUAUUUUAACUAGGCUUACUGAGUCUAAUUGUAAUAAAUUCCACGCAAAAUAUGUUUCAAAGUAUGUAUUACGGGCAUUUUUAAACUAGGUGGCGCUAAGUUUACGUACUUUUGCUUGAACAUAGUGUUACUUAGCCACGACUCGACAGAUAUUAUUGGGUUUAAACUCAUUUUAAACUGCACAGAAAUCGCCACGUGCAAAGGCACUUUUAAUCAAAUUGAAUAUUUUUUGUAACCAGUACAAUAGUCAUAAUUGUAGUGAAUUUGUUAUAAUAGACAAUGUUAUUUAAAUCGCUAGAUAUGCCUUUGUCCUAACCUUGGCGAGACGUUUAAAUGUAGAGUGAAUGGGUACACUCAUUUGACUUCAUCAAAUGAGUGUACUCAUUUAAGCGAAUGAGCGGAAUCGUAAGGCGGAAACGACACGGAUGGACAAAUAGAAAAACAGUGCCAUAGUUUCCCGUGUCAGAACAUAGCUGUCUAACGAUUUAAUUCCAUGUUAUGGGCUUAGCACAUGUGAUACUUUCAGCAUCGCCGGUGGGUAAUUUAGUUGAUUUCCGGAAACUCGAUAAAAGAUCCGCCUAAGGCCAUGAAACAAUCAAACAUACUUGAUAAACUUGCUUGUCAAACUUUAUUACAUCGAGCUAUGUUUAAUGCUUUUCAAAGCCUCUAAUUGUCAAAUUAUUUUGACAAACACCUAUGAUUUGACAAAGCGCUUAAAUUCACAACAUUAGCCCAACGAUUUAGGUACUAUUGGACACAAAUCUAUAUAUUCUAAUCGGAAAGAUUGUAGAGUCAUCCCUUACUAUUAUUAGCCUAUUAGUGAAGCCACUAACUUUAUUUCUUAUUUUAUUUAUUGAUUUUAUUAUUCUACAAAAAAUACAUGUUGAAAUUAAGCCUAACCAUUGUGUAACAUAAAUCACACUUAGUUGUCCUGUUACUAUUAUUCUUAAAUUAUUCGCCACUUACAAUUACCACACCUUAACAUUUCUAGUGUAAACUUUUUUUGGUAAUCGGAGUGGAAAGUUAAAUAAAAAAUUAAAAAAAUAAAUAAAUACUGAAUACAAAUAAAGUCCCCAAAGGCCACAUAGCGCUAUAGCUUGGCAAAUUCGUUCGUAACACUCUUGAUGGUCCGCACGGUCCGGCGUGUAGCGAUGAAUGAAAAACCCACUACUGAUGCAUCUCACACUCGCGCAGUCUUUCCCCCCGUCGCCCGCAUGUCAUGGGAGUGUCAUCAACCACACUGUCAAGCUAUAUAAGUAUGAAUGCAUGGAUGUUUGCAAAAUCGUAACUCUCCAAAACAAGUAUCAUGUGUGCUCCAACCCUAAUAUAUAUGUAACAUGGCUCAACUUUAGUAUAUAAUAAUACGAAUUCCUAUGAACUUUUUGAAAUACGUAAGUUAUGAACUAUAGUUGUUUGUUAUCAGUGUGAUAUGCAAUAUUUUAUAUCGACGUGUUUUUAUAUACUUUUUUUACGUUUAUAAAAUCUUAAUAUAUUUUUGAGAGGAAAAUAAAAUAUGAGUGCCUUGAG